This is a messenger RNA of Sesamum indicum (sesame), 1112 nucleotides long. RefSeq lists its product as uncharacterized. Gene Ontology annotation, molecular function: sequence-specific DNA binding; DNA-binding transcription factor activity. Gene Ontology annotation, cellular component: nucleus. NCBI's taxonomy places the organism in Eukaryota, Viridiplantae, Streptophyta, Magnoliopsida, Lamiales, Pedaliaceae. Gene Ontology annotation, biological process: regulation of DNA-templated transcription. The record is from RefSeq and is a predicted model, not a curated record.
CACGGAAUUCUGAAGACAAGCAAAGAUUACAACCACACCACAUACAUACACACAUACAUACAACACAUUCUUCACAAAGCAAACCCCCCAAGAAAUACAAAGGCAUUCAUAGCUUUUGUUUACAUGUCUUGGGGAGUAAUGGGAGAGCACAUGAUGGGAAUGUGGGGGGCCAUGGAAGACGGGUGGAGAAAGGGGCCUUGGACUGCUGAAGAAGACAGACUGCUCAUUCAGUAUGUCGAAUUGCAUGGUGAAGGGAGAUGGAACAAUGUGGCUAAGCUUGCUGGGCUGAAAAGGAAUGGCAAAAGCUGCAGAUUGAGAUGGGUAAAUUACUUGAGGCCAGACCUCAAGAGGGGCCAAAUAACUCCUCAUGAAGAGAGAAUAAUUCUUGAACUGCAUGCCAGAUGGGGAAACAGAUGGUCAACAAUUGCAAGAAGCCUUCCCGGAAGAACAGACAACGAAAUCAAGAACUACUGGAGGACUCACUUCAAGAAAAAGACAAAAUCCUCGUCCGACAGCCCUGAAAAGACACGGGCCCGACUACUCCGGAGGCAACAGUUUCAUUUGCAACAACAGCUGCAACAGCAGCAGCAGCAGCAGCAGCAACAACAACAACAACAUCAGCAAGAUCAAAUCAUAGACAUGACCAGGAUCAUGUCAUUGCUCGACGACAGUGAGAACAGAUCAGCGCCGGGUUUUGAGUAUCCAAGCGGAGCAGACGAGCACGGAGUACUUCUUCAUUCGAUGAUGAACGAGUACGCAGCUGUCGCGGAGGCCUCAAACGAGGGUAUUUUGUGGGACAGUUUGUGGAACUUGGAUGAUCUCCAUGGAAAUUACAUGACAGAAAGAGCUAAUUACCAGCACAAUUUAGCUGCAACUUUCUAUUGAGCUUCCAUUGAUAAGUUAGUACCACUUUUUGUAGUUUAAUUUCUCCUUAAAGUAAUGUGCUGCAUAAAACGUUGAGAACCAAAGAAGGUUUUCAAUGGGGAGAUAAUGAUAUUGUUGUAGAUUAAUUAAGCACUUUGGUCCACUUUAUGUUACCUUUUGAUCUGGUUAAACAAGAAGUGUUAAUCAGUAUUACAUAUAUUAAUGGAAGAAAUUUUGGCAAGGUGUAA